GUAGUAUUACAAAAAAGCUAUCUUCCUUCGUAAGAAAGAUUGCGGCGAAAUACAUACAAGUAUCAUCUCAAUUUCCUUACUGUUUCCCUCAAAUUUUCGCCCAUUUUAUCAAUACCCUAACCCUAGCUCCCCACUCUUCCUCAGGUUUGAUAGCAUCUCAAUUAAGCGAUGGCUGCUACCCCCUUGACUGAUGAAGCAAUUGCUCUAACUGAGAAGAAAAUGGAUAUGGCAUUAGAUGAUAUCAUUAAAAUGUCCAAAACUAAUUCUACGAAGCCUAAGAAACAAAGAGUUUCUAAUCGGGGUCAGAAAUUUGUUGCCAAUGCUGGUCAAGAUAGAUUUGUAAAAGGCCAGAACUUUUUGGAUACACGAUCAUCCCUUAGACAAGGAGCUCUUGCUCGAAGGAGGUCAAACUUUCAGGGAAAUCAGUUUCUGGCAUCGUCACAGGCUGCUAGAAAGGCUGCUGUUGCUCCUAUUCGCCAUAGGGAUUUUAACCAACGCAGGACAUUCAAUGUGAAUAAACCAAGGGCUGUGGCCACAACUGUGCAAAAGGUUGCUGCAAAUGGAGUUGGCUUCACCGUGAAGAGACCGUUUCAACCAGCCAAUAUCACGCCCAAGCAGAAGCCUCAAACAUUAGACUCUCUUUUCGCAAACAUGAAGGAGCAAAGAAUGCGGAUCUUGUCGCAACAGAGCAACGGAACCAGAAAAUAUGGAUCCGGAGGUGGGCAACCUAGAUUGCCAUGGGCCAGAAACCGCCUGCACAAAUGAUACUACUUGCCACUCUAAUUGCAUAUCGAGCAACCUUUGCACUGCUUUUUCUUGAUGUUUUCGAGAUUUAGAACGAAGCUAAGCUACAUAUCUGAUUGGCAGAACUAUAUGUUGAAUGAUAUUUCCCAUUUGUAGAGUAUUUUUUCGUGCUCGGCUAAAA
Messenger RNA from Salvia hispanica, 925 nucleotides. RefSeq lists its product as uncharacterized. Lineage: Eukaryota; Viridiplantae; Streptophyta; Magnoliopsida; Lamiales; Lamiaceae. The record is from RefSeq and is a predicted model, not a curated record.